Molecule: messenger RNA, 4105 nt
Organism: Hipposideros armiger (great roundleaf bat)
Lineage: Eukaryota; Metazoa; Chordata; Mammalia; Chiroptera; Hipposideridae
Gene: GPATCH11
Product: G-patch domain containing 11
Exons: 10
Coding region: 344-1150 (268 amino acids)
Cellular component (GO): kinetochore
Molecular function (GO): nucleic acid binding
Source: RefSeq, a predicted model, not a curated record
UUGUCCUCCUAGCCCCGCCUGCCACAGGUUUCCAAUUGAUUCUGCUCAACGAAACUCGGGUUAGGGCCGAGGCCCAGAAGUCCUGAGCUGGUGGGGAACGUCUACGCUGCGCGCACGUUCGCUAGCGGGCCCCGGGAAAGCACAGCUGCCAGGCCUAGGAGGAAGGCAGUGCCUGUGGUAUGUGCAGAGAGCAAGGAGAACCCCAUGCGACUUGAAUAAUGAUCGUAAAGGAGGGUCAGUGGUCAGAUGAUGAAGGACUCCCGCUACAGUGUUAAAGUAACUGGUUCUCCACUGCCUACGGGGUCCAGUUUAUUGAAGGGUUUGAAACAGAUACUUUUGUCAUAUGAAAUUGAACAUGGCAGAAGAAGAGGACUAUAUGUCUGAUUCCUUCAUUAAUGUCCAAGAAGAUAUCAGACCAGGAUUGCCAAUGUUGAGGCAAAUUCGAGAAGCCCGCCGAAAAGAAGAAAAGCAGCAGGAAGCUAAUUUGAAAAAUAGGCAGAAGAGUUUAAAGGAAGAAGAACAAGAAAGACGUGACAUUGGGUUGAAGAACGCACUAGGCUGUGAAAACAAAGGGUUUGCUCUGCUCCAGAAGAUGGGCUAUAAAAGUGGCCAGGCCCUUGGCAAGAGUGGAGAUGGUAUUGUUGAACCAAUUCCCCUCAAUGUCAAAACAGGGAAAAGUGGCAUUGGUCAUGAGGCAUUAUUAAAGCGGAAAGCAGAGGAAAAAUUAGAAAGCUACAGAAGGAAGGUUCACAUGAAAAACCAAACUGAAGAAAGAGCUGCAGAACAGUUUCGAAUGCGACUUAAAAAUAAGCAAGAUGAAAUGAAACUAGAAGGCGACCUUAGAAGAAGCCAGCGAGCCUGUCAACAACUGGAUACUCAGAAGAAUAUUCAGGUUCCCAGGGAGGCCUGGUACUGGUUGAGUCCUGAAGAAGAGACAGAAGAAGAAGAAGAGGAAGAGGAAGAGGAAGAAAAAGAACAAGAUGAAGAUGAAUAUAAGAGUGAAGAUUUAAGUGUCCUGGACAAGUUACAAAUACUGACUAGUUAUUUAAGAGAAGAACACCUGUAUUGUAUUUGGUGUGGAACAGCCUAUGAAGAUAAAGAAGACCUGUCUUCCAAUUGCCCAGGACCAACUUCUGCAGAUCAUGACUAAGAUUAUUCUCAAUAAAGUAAAAACGUGGACAAUGCUAUUGUUCCCACCCAAAGAUAGACACUUGAGCAGUUAGAAUUCCCAGAUUUUUGAUGUCAGUAAAGAAAAAGAGCCUUUGUAUGUUUUGUUCUUUUUGUACUUUGUACUUUAGAAUAUAAUUGUUCACUGAUGUAAAAAAAAAUGAUGGAAUUCUAUUUCAGAAUACAAGUAUUAUAGAGGUGGGCCAUUACAAUUUAUGACUCUAUUGUGAUGCUCAUGAUGUUUAAGGACACCAUAGGUAACUCCCUUAUCCCCCUCUUCACUUUGGAAGAAAUUGAGAAAUAAGACAUGGGAAUCAGAGAGAGAGAUCAAAAUAUCAGCUCUAUUGUCAAUGAAGCUGAAAUAGAGAGCAAAGCUGACUUGUUCUCCAGUCAGACUCCCUAAUAUGUCUCCCUGGUUGCAGAGAACUGCACACCUCUGCCCUGUAGGGGACACAGCUCAUCUUUGCUUUCUGAGACGAGUUAGCUUUCACGGUCAGAGAAUCCACCAGGGGCUGGGCGGUACAUGCUAGCUUCCUUCUCCCAACAUCACUCAUCAGAUAAGAAACUUCUCUGUUGAGCGGGAAUGAAUGAGGGUUCACAGAGCUUGUUCGCACACUUCUCAGAGCUCACUGCUUUAAAACAGACCAUUCCAUUGCUGUGUAGCUCUAAGUGAUUUUAAAGUUCUUUUUCUGUCUUAAGCUGAAAUCUGCUUCCAUGUAAUUUAACCAUUUGGUUAAAGACAUACUGUGGCACACUUCUAGGGAGCUCGAUCCAAGGCUGAGCAUCAAAAUCAUGAACUUUUUAAAAAAAGUUCACAAGCUCAGGUGCCUACCCUAAUGAUUUUGAUUCAGCUAAUCUAGGAUAUUUUCUGGAUAUCUAUUUAUUUUAAAUUUCUAGUAAGUCUGAUAAGCACCUGUGGAUGGGAACUAGUGCUGUAGGUAUAAUAUAGAGCAUUACUGUGCUUGGAAUAGGCUUACGACCUCACUGUACAGUUUUACAUCUCACCUUUCAGUAGCACUGAGCAAGAGAUCAACCUCUUCCUUUUAUUAGAAACAGCAUACAUGAGAACGUGGCAAUAGCUAACCUCCACUAGCACUAGUUAGCCUCUGACCUAAUAUGACCUAAUUCACUUGUUUUUUAGUUUAACUUGGGGAGUUUAAAAAAUGAUAAUACAAGGGUCCCACCCCUAGAGAUUCUGAUGUAAUUGGUCACUGUGGCCUUGAUUCUAAGAUGCAGCAGAACUUGCAAACCACUAACCUAGUUAACUUCUGGGCCUCAGUUCUUCAUCUAGAAAAUGAAUCAUUAUUUUUGUGACCAUAAAUAUAUAUAUAAAAUAUUGGGGCUUAUAUAGUUGGAUAAUACUGUUUAAUAUUGUUUCAUUUAAAAAAUAAUAAAAUGAUAUUAAUAGUGAAAACAAAGGAGAACAUCUUUCCCUUGGAACUACGGUCUGAUCGUUUCCUGUCAUUUCAGCCAACAUACCGACAUUCCUUCGGUCAGUUCCAAAGCCAUGUGGAUGGUUUCACAUGAAAUGGAGUCUGGAGUUGCCUUCCUUUUCUCCUCUUACUGACUCUGGAGACAACCCACCACGUUCCCAGUGGCCUACAAUAUUUUGAGUAUGUUUAUGAACAAUUAUGCUGAGAAUGGUAAUGACCUUGAUGGAGCCCAUGAUUCCCCCCGAGUUGUGGUCUGCAUUUCCAGGCCAACGGCUAGAACUACACCUACCUUGGAAAGUGGGAGACAUCCCUCCAUUCUUAUCCAUCAGUAGUUAAAAAUAAAGGCUUUCAAUAUGAGUAAAAAAAUUUUUAUUCACAUAGGCCUUUUCUGACUUCAUUACUAGACAAUAAUGAAAACCAAAAGAAGCAGAACAUUGAAUUUGUUUUAAUUUGCUUUAGAACAUUUAUGUGAAAUUUGAAACAUAAAUCUUAACAUGUUACAUCAUUUACUUUUGUUUAUAUUGUGUUAUGUUUAUUUUCAAAGUCCCACCUAGCAUUUCUAAAAUGUUUCAUUUUCCUUAUAAAUCCAAAAUACUGGAGCUUCAAAAAUUCAAAGACUUCAAUGUACCAAAUUGAUUCACCUUACAUACUUUGUCAUUUUCCAAACAUUUAAUUGUUGAAAUUUUAAAGUGAACAUUAUUUAGUACCAGGUACAUUUUGUAAGAUUGAGAAUAUGACAUCAAUACUUAUAUUCACUAUCAAUUCAGAAGUAUUCACAGAGCUCCUUCUGUAAGCAGGGCAGUGUACUCGCUACCUUGGGGUAUACAGAAAGGAGUGCCUGUCCCUGCUUUCCAGAUAGUCACAGUAUGAGGUUGACAGCCAUGUUGGAAUAACAGAGCUUCAAGGCAAACUGGAAAGCACAAUACUGAGGUAACCGAACAAUGCGAGUAUGAGGGAUAAGUUUCCUUCUAAGUGGGUGAUGGAGGAACACUGGAAGUAACACUGAAUUUGGGUUCCGGACAUAACUUUGAUAUGCAAAAUAAGGAGGAAGGAGUUACAACAUGACCCAUCAUUUUCCCUCUUAGGUAUAUACCCAGGAGAAAUGGAAACAUGUCCACAUAAAACCUGUAUACGAAUAUUCAUAGCAGCAUUGUUCAUAAUAGCAGGAAAGAGGAAACAACCCAAAUGUCCAUCAACUAAUGAUUAAAUAAAGUCUCAUGUAGCCAUAUAAUUGAAAAUUAUUUGGCAACGAAAGGAAUGGAGUACUGGUCCAUGCUACAACAUGGGUGAACCUUAGAAACGUUACACCAAGUGAAAAAGACCACAUGUUGUACGAUUCCAUUUAAAUGAAAUGUCCAGAACAGGCAGAUCUAUAGGGAUAUAAAAUAGGUGAGCAAUUGCCGAGAAUUGGUGGAAGAUGAGGAAUGACCGCUAAUGGGCUUGGGGCAUCUUUUUGAGGUGACAAAAAUGUUUUUAAAUUGAUCGUGGUGAUGGUUGCACAACAC